CUUCAACAUGGCGGACGAAGCGAGAGGAAAGGAGUUUUAUCGAACACUGAGCAAAUUUUUAUCAGAUGAGGAGCUCAAAGAAGUGAAAUCACUUCUUCGAAAGGUAAAUUAAUCAACAUGUGUUGUGUUUAUUGGCGCUUAUGUCUCUCGACUUCAUUUCACAGCCAAGGUUACAUGUUUUUUAUCCGUACAUCCCCUCCCCCCCAUCCCUUAUUUAUAAAAUGACUUGAAAUCCGAACCCUCAAGUUUUUGUUUCGCGAUUCAUUUUGAAAAUCGAGAUCCGAAUAGUGAAUAUUGUGUGGGCAUCUUUGACAAUGGAAUGCCCCUGAACUUACUUACAGAGUCCACGUUACAACCAGUACAGCAGAUUGGUCCAUAUGGUAGACUUGGUCGCCCAUAGAACUGCGCAUGCCAUUGGGUUUUCCUCCAGAACUUCUAACAUCUAUUUAAUAUGUAUCACAGAAUGAUGUGGAGGAGAAGUUGGAUGUAAAAUACAGAGACUGGAUAAAAAAACAGGACUUUCGAACAGAGCCAUGUGAUGGUGAUCAAGAUGAAGAAUCUCAUUACAAGGAGAAAAUCGCUGCAAUUUUUGAGAAGUUACUAGAGUUUGCUGAGCCAGUUAUUUUGGAUGAACAUGGUGGGUUAUCUGUUUUUCUCCAUCUUUCCUGGACAAUUUUUAAAGAAACUUUACUGGAAAUGCACAUUUAAAACUCAAUGUCAUUGAAAAAUUACACAACAAAAUCCUCUUUCUGUAGUCUUAAUUAUACAAUUGAGCACAGGGCUGCAAAUAACGGACAGCAGGUUGCCGGUCAUGAUGACCGGCCAAAUAUUUUUUAGCCCGGACAAACCCCGAUUCUGGCCGGUCAAAUAAUGAAUACUAAUAAUUUUUUUUUGCCUAAGGAAUAUCCAAUUAUGCUGGCAAUAGAUCAUUAUUACUACACUGACGUUCACAUUUUUGACAGCAAAUUGGUGAAAAAUGCAUUCGCACGUUGUAGAGUUCCUUUCCGCGGUUUUCGUGCGUUUUAAUGUUACGUUCUACCUUGAGUAUCAUUGCACGGCGGCGUCUGAAGUCUCUAGAGGUAAAAAGUGAAGCGUAAAUCCUUUUCAAACUCCCAAGGUUCAGGAAACGGAAUACACAUACAGUUCAGCAAACUUUAGAAAUUACGAAAAAAAAAAAAAAUUGGUUUAUUUUACAAAAUCUGCACACGUUUGUUUUACGUUGAUGUUCCGAAAUGAACAUCGGUGAAACUUGAUCUUUUUCCUGCCUGGGACGUGAUCGAAAGUCACUUCCUCAAAGAAGAAUUGUCACUGAUAUUUUCGGCAAAGAAGUUGAUUUGCAUUGGCGAGAAGUUUGUUCCACAAACAGCGUGUUGAUGAUCAGAAGUCAAUAAAUAAAUUUGGGUCAUCGCGCAACAUUUUAUCGCGAAGGGCUCAAAUGUCAACAGAAAUUUACAUAAAGUUGUUUACAAGAACGAGAAUCUAGCGCCGCGAUAGACGACGACCUUCCCUCUUGAGUGGCUUAAAUUUUUAUCAGACCAUUCUGGAAUCGUGUCUGCAAACGAGAUUCAUGUUCGACGUAAAAGAAAUUAUUAUUAAUCGAUGUGCUAACAUUUAUUCCCGGAGAAACACAGGACGACCUGUUGAGAAUUGCGAUCGAUUUGCCUGAAUUCCUUCGAAUUCCCAAAGGUCACAUUGCUGAUUACAGCAAAGCCGAAAGUACAGUACGACUUGCAACGUUGCGUUACUUUCCAACUCAGUUUGUUAUUCACUUUGUUGCGUUAGAUUACGACAUGAUGACAUGAAAUUAAUUUAUUGCGGCGUUCUUUUUCUUAGGAGGGUUUAGUGCAAAGCAGCAAAAAAACGCCAAAGAAAAAAGAAAUCAUUCCAGCGUUAUAGAGCAUUAAGCGACAACUGUAUGGAAAAUAAAGUGUUUGUAUCCAAAAAUGACCGAUCAAAAUGACCGGCAAGACCGGAGUUUGACCGGUCAAGUCCGCGAUCAGGCCGGACAUUGUCCGUUGACCGGCCGUUAUUUGCAGCCCUGAGAGCAUAGAAAUGAUGUCAAAAUGUUCAAAUCCUGGCAACGAAACCACUUGCAUGCAGCUUGUUUGGAACAAAAUGGCGUCAUUUCAUGGUCUAUUUAACAAAUAGAUUCUAUGUUGCCUUGCGCCUGUUCAGAAAUAUAUCCCAGAUGAUGUCAAAAUGUGUUAAAAACAAAAAAGUGGCACAUGAGCCACAGGCAAACAUUUACAGGGCUCUUUUUUUUUUCAGUGUCAGUGAUGUUUUUAUCAAAUUUUGAUGGCUUCUGUGAUCUACUGAACAGACCCACGGCAACAUGGAAUCUAUUUGUUUUAUACAAUGAACAGAAAGGAAAAAACAGACAAACUUGCCUUGCACCACUUGACUGUUCAAUGGUUUGUGCCAGUUUAGCCAUUUCUUAAGUCAUACACGCUUCUUUUCCUUUUUCUGCUUCUUCUUUUCUUCUUUGUCUUACUUGUGUUCAGUUUCUCCGAAACGUUUUUCAAUGCCUGAGGGGGUGGGGGGAUUACUUUAGGAAUUUUUGGGUGGGGAUAUGCCGCUGGGACCCAGGAACCCUUAGCCUAUACCAGAGCUAGUUUAGCUGAAGCAACUCUAUAGGUACUAGACUAAACUUCCCAAAUCCCGCCUCCCCUAUCCAGGUAGCCUGUUCCAGGCCUUCAGAUAGUGGGGAGCGGUGCAAAGUAAAAGGGAGCGCGAAAAAGUAAAAGCGAGGGAGGAGGAGAGGUGAGAGAGGGAACGCCUGUUAGAUUUGUUUUAAAUAGACUCUUCCGCCCAGUCAGACCGCAUCAGCUGUAGGUGGUCUUCACUUGUCAAUCAAGACUGGUGUUACAGCCCGAUGCAUUUAUUAUUUUUCUUGCGAAUAAAUCGAAGUUUGUCAGAUCAAAAAUUAAUAUUAUGUAUACAUAAUCUUACUAAAAACCCAAUGUAAGACUUUCAGACAAUAGAAGGCGGGAGAAGUAUUCAUGUAUAAUGAAUUUAUUUACGGCUUUAAAAACAUGAUUUCAGCGUGUACGUGACAAAAAAUUAUGAAUCAAGUGACAAACAAAUAUCGCUCAUUUCGAUAGAAAGCCGUUUCAAUACAGAUCGUUAACUCAAGCAAUGAAAAUGCACAACAAUUGAAGGGAAAAUUUACUAUUCGGUGAUUGAGUGGACCUCGUCAAUAGCGAUAGCGGCAACUUGCUUUCCAAGCUUUUCUUUUUGAAGUCCUUUUGUCCAUUCAUUAGACAACCACGAUUUGGCACUUCAGUAAACAAUUUCACAGCUUCCACUUUUAACGGCUUCAUCCAUAUCUUCUCCCAUCAUUGCCGCCGCUACUCCGAUCUGACUUGUUCAAAUAUUCCACUUGGUCCAUGAUGGUAAUCAACGGAGUUACCACAACAGUCGUAAAUGGCAUUCUAUCCUGCCUUCAUUCCAACGCACGCUUUAUUCGAGGAAAAAACUGGAAAAUAAGAAUUUUUCCAAAGCCAGUCGGUGAGAAAUUGCGAACAUCUAUCCUACCGACUACGUGUUUUAAACAGUUUCGUUGCUCUUCGCUUUUAGCCUCCACGUUUGGAAAGUCACUCAGCGCUGUGUUUGUUGCGAGUUUGAAUUCUGCGUGACGGCACGUAGAGUCUGUCAUAACGGCCAUAUCGCAUUUCUCACUGUGAUCGAAGACGCUCCACUGUUGACAAAAACUGUCAAAAUCAACCAAUCAGAGGGUAUACCAGGAUCUGGUAUACCGGAACGCACUUUUGUUAAGAAUUCUUACAAGCGUUCCCGCACCUCUCUCCCCAGUCCCCCUCUACUUUUCAUCGCUUUCUCUACUCCACACCGCUCUCCACUAUCUGAACGCUUGGAACAGGCUACUAUCCAGGGUACACCGAAACCUAUGUCCGAUUGUCUAGGACAGGUAGAAAUUUAGUUUGGACAUGUCAACCUUUGGCAUGAAUUGUCUGUGGGACAAGCACAUUUUUAAUUAGAAAAAAUAAAGAAACAGUUGAAAAUUGUCUUCAAAUUAUGGUAGAAUUCAUCUUAAAAGUCAUAAAAGCAAACCUCAUACUUGACAAAAUAAGUUUACAUAUUCCUUUUAACUUUGCCAUUCCACAGUCAUUCAUUAUUUUAUUUUUACCAGCUCCAUUUUAGCUUUUAGUCAAAAACAAUUUACAAGGGUGAUAGGCGAUUAAAAGCAUUAAAUGCCUGAUUGUUUUUGAGUUUCGAGUUUUGGAUGGGAAGUGGAUGGGAAACUUUUUCUCUUACUUUGCUAUCCUAGAGUAGUUGUUUUCCGGAAAGUACUGAGGACACUAGCACAGUCCAGCCAAAACAAAACUGAUUUGAUUUUGUUUAUAUUUUUGAGUGACGAUUCCCGGUUUCCCUAGUCUAGACUGAAAAUUAUCUUUAACCAAUUGAUCAGUUUCCUGGAAAAGGAUACCCUGUUCUAGACCCAGACUCUCUGAUUUAUAUACCCUAUCCCAGACUAAACUGCUUGAAAACCAUACCCUUCAAAGCAGCACAUACCUAUAUAGCCCAUAUAUGGCAGUACCCCCCUCCCCUGGGUCUGUACUCUAGUAGAUCAUGGGCAACAACCAAUCACAGUGGGCGUUGCAUAAUUUACAUCAUUGUUUAAAAGAGUAUAGAGCAAGGAAUAUUUUUUGUUGAUUGUCCUCUAAGACUGAAUGCUUUAUCUUUUCAAGUGCUCCCAAUAUUAAUUUAUCAAUACAUUUGGAGUCAGCAGAUUUACUAUUUUAACAGGCUCUCAAUUUGUCAGUAAAAAUUAUGCCUGCAAUGUGUUCUAGGAGUCACUCAAUUGUUAACUGCCGGCCUUUUUAUCCUGCAUCAUUUAUCAGUCUGUCAAAUAAAUGAAAAAAAAUUGAUUUUGAAAUUGGUGGCCAGUCAGUUUUUUGAAUAGUCAAUGUAUAAUUUAGGAUAUUCAAUUAGACAUUGAGAACAAAAAUGUGUUUGCCAUUUUAGGAUGGGAUAAAGAAGAAAUGAUGACGUAUCAUGCACAAGCUUUUACUGUCAUGAAAAUUUGUCAGUUGUUGUGCACUGUGUUCAAGGAUGCUAAACAAAUGGAGCCACAGAGUAGAUUAACUCAGGUACCAACAUGUUUCAAUUAUACUACUACAUGAGAAAUUUCUGCAUUUGAUUGGCUUUGAGCAGUAGUAUUUCAGCUUGAGUAUUGAUUUGAAUAGUAUUUCAGUUUGAAGUACGUGUGAAAAUUACAAAACCUUUGCGGGUAGUAGUAUAAACAAAUAAUAGCAUGAUUUGUACAUGAUAUUUGGCAUAAAUACCACUCGUUAUAUUUCAAGAUUGUCUCAAAUUUCACUCACCUAACAGCUCAUGAAAAUUAAUUACAAAUAACAAUAAUAUUUUAAGAUAUCAACCGUGGUUAAUUUAUGCCAAAUAUCACUACUAUUACCCAUACUUAUUACUUCUAUCAUAAUAUGAAGGAUGCAAAGACAGCAGCUGCUGCUGUCAUCUUAAGGCUUAUUGGUUUAAAUGUUCAAGCCCAAGUGAGCCAUGUCCAGCCCGGACCAUGACAACCAGAGUUUCUUUAUUUCUUACUUAGUUCGACACUUCUGAGAGGUGUGGAAGUGUGGAUCGAAAGGUCUGACAAGGUCAGGUUAAAGUUGCACUUUUUCCCCUUGUCAUUCUUUACUUACAUGUACUUGUUGUUCCGCACUUCUCAGAGGUAUGGACGUAUGGAAUAGUCUGACAGUCGAGAUAUUGUCACACUCUUUCCCUUGGUAAUGAACCCGUCAUCAUUCCAGCUUUACUUAGUUCCACACUUCUCAGAUGUGUAGAGCUGUGGAUGAAUAGUCUGAUGUAAACAGGAUAUAGUCACACUUUUCCUCCAGUCAUUAACCCCUUGUCAUUCUUUACUCACUCACACUUCCUUGAGGUCUGGAAGUGUGGAAUAGACUGACAAAUUCAGGAUAUACAUGUAGUCGUACUUUUCUCCAGUCAUGAACUUGUUAUCAUUCUUUACAAUGUACUUAGUUCUAUAGUUCUCUGAGGUGUGAAAGUGUGGAAUAAUCUGAGAAAGGAGGAGCUAAGUAAAGAAUGGCAAGGGGUUCAUGACUGGAGGAGACAUGAGACAAUAUCCUGACUAAUUUUUUAUUUGAGAUGCGUAUACAUGUAAUUCCGUUUUUGAAAGUGAAAUGCAGGUCCAAAGGAAAAUUUGGCACACUUAGUACUUCAGCUUUGUGAAGUAAGUUUAGAAUGUGUUUCUGUUUUUUUUAGUGUUCUUGAUACUGGUUAAUGAUGUUUUUAUGAUCUUUUUGUCCAAUAAUAUCUCUGUUACGUUUACAUGUAGCUUCCAUAAACCAGUCAUUUUUGAGACAAAAAUCACGGGGCUGCAACUUUCUCUGUGCAGCAGUGGAGAGCAGAUCCGACCCCCUUUGAAUGCACCUGUCAGACUAGAAAAGUUUUAAAUAUUUUUGAUUUUACUUUAAAAAUAAACUUUUGUCUGCAGUAUUUCAUAUAAGGAUGUAGUUAAUUCUAGAAAAUUAUGUGUAACAUUUGGCCAGGAAGGAUGGAAAUAAUCUAUAAUGAGCUGGGAUAGAGUUUGAACCAUCAAGCUCAACUUUGUACCCUGCAAUAUAUAAUGAUUCUUGCAUGUGAUGGAGUAUUACAUGAUUCAGCUCCUUCUGAUCAGCUGCUUGCUAAAAGGUGUGUCCAUUCCACAGACUGACAAGAAGUAUGUCUUGAGAAAAUCAGCCUGUUGUUUGGUGUCAUUAUGCGCAGCAAAUGUAGAAGGGCAUCCCUGGACAGAUGAACAAUCAAAGACUACUGCUCAUGGUCAGUAUCUUAAAAAUAGAUUUAAGACGGUAUAUAAUAGGGUUUCCAAAUCCCGCUUCCCGCCACUAUUUCUUCUUUCUUCCCGCCAUCCCGUUUUUGCUUCGGACGUGUCAUCCCGAUCCCGCUACCAAAAUUCUUUUCUUUCGCGACAGACGCAUUUUUUUUCCGGUUGGACACGAUUUUUGCGGGUUAGGGUUAGCACUACAAUUCGGUCUUUGCUCACAAUAAGACUGCGGCAGUCAGUUUAGUUUGUUAAAUUUUUCCUCUUUUGGGUAAGUUUUAGUCAAUCAAACAAAAGUUUUCUUCAGCGGAGAACAGCGCAUGGACCAUGACAAAGGCCCUCAGUCACACCAAACAAGAAAUCACAAACAGUUAUGCCUGGAAUCAGUAUCUAUGCCCAGGUUUAUUCAGAAAUCCUUACAUAAGACUUUCCAACCCCAGGAAGUUGUUCGUUUUAGCCCCUCUUUUAUUUUAUAACCGUUUUCGAGUAUAUUCUCUAGAGUACAUUGCAACACUGUGCUGACCUGGCACUUGUGAUGGACAUAAACAUGCUGAUUGUUCUCCACAUUAAGGGUCAUACAACUCAUGCACGAAAUUCGUGUUGUCGCGAAACGUUUUGAUGAUGUUUCAAGUCCCAUCUUAGCAGCUGCACCGAGUUCACUGUUUCGGUGGCAACACUUCCAUGAGGACCAUCAAAGUCUGUGGCAACACGCAUUCCAUAUUAAUUUUGUCAGGUUUCUGAGGAAUGAUACAUUCAUAUUAAGACAGAAUACAUUAGGAAAUUGAGUAAUUUUAAUUCUCAGUGGACAAAAACCUUGUACCAGAAUAAUUUAAACAAUAUCGUAUUCUUUUUUUUUUUUUACAUUUUUCAAGGGCUAUAGAUUUAAUAAGUUAUUUGUAAUAACACUAAAGACAACUUCUUAUGAGAACCCGAGGACGAACCUGAGAAAAUAAAUGUCAAAUUUCACAAAAUGACAUCUUACACCUGAAGUUUUCAGAAUUUUGCCUGUGUUUUCACACUUCUUGUGAAAUGGGGUGUAUUGAUGACAGUGCAACAGGAGUACAGGAGACUGGUGUAUGCUGUAGAAGGCUUUUUUUUCAUAUUGCUUUUAUUUCAGAAUUACUGGCUCUUAUUUGCUCCUAUUGUCACUGUUCAUCUAUUUCUGAUCUCCUCUGUGGCUGCGUUGAGGUGAAUUUAAGUGAAACAUCUGCCAAGGAUAAUCCAGAAGACAGUCGACAGACGUUUAACACACUGUUUCCAUCAGGACUGUUCAAACAUAUUCUAGAUUAUCUUAAACCGUAUCUCCUCAAAGACACUUGGAAAAAAUCUCCACUGGCUCGUCAUGUCUUGGUGUGGUGUACUCUAGGCUUGAAGGUAUGAGGAAAUUAACAAACACAAAGGUUAAAUGUAAAAACACUUUAAUUAAUAAUAAAUAGAUGUAAAACUGUACAAGGGUUGAACCCAGGAGUCAUUUCAUAAGUAGGUUUAGGAUGAUCGUCGGAGUGAGCGUAGUCCUGAGUGGCUGAAUAGGACUGUUGUUGUUGACAGUGACUGACGUUUCAACAACCUGUGCGGUAGUCAUCUUUUGAGUCAAAGUGAGUUGUAUCACGUCCGUUGAUGGUAUUAAACUCUGGUUAUUGACCUGAUUGGUCAAUUAAGUCGCAAUAUUAUUGGUCGUCUGUCUGUUAAGCCGUGAUGUUAUUGGCUAUGAAGACUGGUAAUGUCGUUGGUGCGUUUUGAUGCGUCUAUUGUCAGAGUUAAACAGUCGUUUAUUGUUAGUCAAAUUGUCAGCGAUGUCCAGUCGUCCUCUCGCGUCUUAUCUAAGUACAGCCGUGAACACCUGUUCUGAGAUAAGACGUAUCUUACCUAAGACGAGCUAAGACGUGAAAAGCUUUGCAAUGAAUGACCUUCCCGUCUUAUUUACCUGUAAGAUGCGAACGCAUCGUACGCUGCAUGCGUUAAUUUUUGGAGGGAUUGACCAAUAACUAUUUUCUACGUAAAGACAUGCUCAUAUAAAUGUGACAGUUUGCAUGUUAUUUAGGAUGUGUCUUGUGUAAAACGCGUCUUAUUUUUCCUCCUGUAAAUGAUGCUAUUGUGUCUCAUACAAACGGCUCAUCACCUUUUUCCAAUCUUUGCUUGGUAAUCACAAUUGCUGCGCACUUGUAAAAGUCCCUCCCUCACUGUGAGACAGAACAUGUACAGCUGUAACUGGGGUCAACAUGUCCUAUACUCUUUUCAGACAUUGUCAGUGUGGGUGCUUUGAUGUCAUAUUUGAAUUGAAAAGCGCUUUUGAAGAUAUAGGUCUCAUGAUCACGGCAUGACACAAACAGGUGCCCUUUGACACGAUCAUUUGAUCUGAGACAUCUGAGAUAAGAUCUUAAAUCACAGCCAAUCCCAUGUCACCAGAUUAUAACAGACCCGGCUAGGGCUGAAAUCCACUAGCUAUGGCUCGCCGGAGUGGUGCUCUUCCAACCAAGCUAACAGGGUGAUGUGUAAUGUACAUAAUAUCUUUUGAAGUUUACCCUUAUACGGGACAGAGAAGAUUACUUUCUGUGAGAGAAUUCUUGAACUUUUUCUUCCCAAACUAAGUGAAAGUUUUUAUUUUUUAUUUUUAUUUCUAGAUGCAUGUCUGACAUGCCUUUAUCAGUGACUGGGAAAGAAAAUAGUGCGUUUUAGAUAACAUUCAUUUUUGUUGUUUGACAGCAUCCUUUUGUUGGUGAUCAUUUCCCUAAACUGAUGUCUCCACUCUUGCUGUUUAUAGAUGAUUAUGAGGUACAAGACUUCCAUGAUUUGAAUUUUUUCGCAUCGUACAACAUGCACCAAUAGACGAACACAAUCCAUUCACCCAACCAAGGGUCGAUUUGAUAAAACCUUUACAAAAAGUAUAAUUUACAAGUGUAGCUUUUGUUUUCAGGCUCUAAGGUAAUGGCUACACGUGUAAAAUACACUUCUUAAAGUUAUCCCCGCAAUGAUGAAAAUUAAGUGUCAGAAAUCAAUUGAUUAAUAAUUAUUUUAUGUUUCAUCAGGCUUAAAGGAGCUAUGUCACGGAAGUCUAGUUCGCCUUGUUGAUAAUGCCAACAACGUGUCUUUGAUCUCUAUGGACAAGUAAAUUACAAUUACAAUUACAAUUACAAUUACAAUUACAAUUGUCAAUUACAAGUAAAUGACAAUUUCCUGUCAAACAAAUAUGUCUCUCAUGCAUUAUAUCAAACGUUGAAAACAACAAAAAUGAACUUUAUGAAACUGUUUGGCUGACAAAACCUCAAUUGCAAUCCGUUUCAGUCUUUUCAAGUUUGUCCGUCCUUGCCUUUUCUUGUUAUUGAUUUGUACCUUCUUUUAAUGUUUUGAGCUGUUAUUUAGUUUAUUUUUAUGUUUCACUCAAUUUGGUGGCAACUCCCACUGUUUGAAUUUUGAUAAAUUUCGUGACACAGCUUUAGAGAGUUGGUAGCUACAUGGUAAUAAGAAGCUUUUGCGUUUUCAAUUUUAAUGUCCUUUUUCCCUUUCACAAACAGGUAGAAAACAAAGUCUUGGGUUUAAAAUGUUUGAAGCACGUCGUUGAUAACAUGGUAUGUAGAUCGUUUAUAAGUGACUGAAAAAAUAAAACCUUUUUUGGAUCAGUAUAUCAGAAACUAUUCUUGGGUUAUUUUCGAUUGUAGAAUUCAGCAGAACUGCAGUGGUAUGGAAGGGCUGAUGUUCUUUUUGAGGUAAACUGACGCACUAGAAUUUUUUUAGAAAUCAGUUAGUAUGCUGCAAUUAUAUUUUUGAAGUGCAGUAGUCACUUACUCGAAGAUCAGUUCUAUUCCUAUAUUGUAUGCAGACUCCUAAAGGGGGGUAUUCCCUAUAACGGCCUAUAGGGGGACAGUGGUACCUUUUUCAGCUUCAGGUAUAUGAAAAGGUUGGGAAUUCAAGAGUUGUGGUAUAUGAAAGGGUAGGAAAAUGUUGUAUUUAAGUAUUUAAAAGGGCCAUUAAUUGAUAAAAUGUUUCGAAAAGACUCGCGUUAUGGCUAUAUCUUUUCUGAAAGAUCGAAUAGUCCUGUGUGAAUAGAGGAAGAGAGAUGGAUCGGAUUUGCGAAUUUUGAGAGGUAGAAUGGUGAAAACGAUAACGUCCUUGCAGGCGUUUGCUUUCCUCCUCGUGCUUCUUACUUUAUCCUUUCCCUUCUUCAAACGUGUGCCACAACUACACGUUAAGAUGUAAAGAUGAAAGCAUUCACACCAACAUUGACGUAGGGCCGGCAGUUAGUAUUCCUUCACAGAAAAAUGUUCUACCAAUUACUUUUUCACUGUAGAGCAUUUAAAGACCGUUCUUUAAAUUGAGACGGCCAUAAAAAUUAUUAUCACAUUUUACUAGGCCACUCAGCGUCACCUGUACACUAGCGAGGCUUGCUUGGUUCGAGUUCUUCACCCUUGCUUAUUAAGCAUCCUCAAGGUGCUGGAACCACCUCCAACGAAACCCAAGUUUGGAAGAAAAGUAGGUUGGAUUAAUUUUAAUAUUCCUAAUAUUAUUACCAAUAACACUACCACUAUUUGGGUGGUUAAUACAUGAAAUGAGAAAUAAGCUGAUGGGUAAUAUAGAUAGAUUGCUUACUUCAAAAAUCUUUGGGCUCAGUCUCGUAUCUAUGACUUAAAGUACGGAGGCUGCCCGUGAUAAUUUACCCUCCCCUCUUCAGAUUGUACUAGGGUUUCCUUCUGCUGGGAGAGUCCGUACUACCCAUGAAUUUUCACUGUCUUAAAUCACUUAAGAGAGAUCAGAGAGUCGUUAACCGGCGAAGAUCAGUUGGCAGAUUCGUUAAUUCGGCAAACGAUAAACGGCAAAUUUAAGAUAAGAAUUUCUCAAAAAAGAAUUUAAGCUGAUAAAAACAGUCGAAAACAAGGUUUACCUCGGGGUAAAAACCUGUGAAGUUUUUCUUUGUUUUCUAGCCAUUUUUUUCCUUGGCUCUAUUGUGUUGACUUCUCAGUGGCUUCUUUGUAUUCACUGUUUGACGUCACUCGUGAGUUUCACAGGUUUUUACACCGAGGAUGAGCCAAAAUCAAUUUUUAUGGAUGAAAAUAAUGUGAAACUAAUAAUUUUGUUCGUCGAACUAAACAAAAGUUAAAGACAAGUAAAGGGAAAGCUUGGUCACGUGGUACAAAUUCACGUUUGCCGCUUGCUGUAAACAUGAAUCGAACUCUAUGGCAUAAUUGGGGGAUUCCUUGCUUAGUUUAAAUUUCGCAUUCUGUGGUCCCGAAGUUACAAUGCCUUUUAUUUUAAACAUAUUAUUCCUAGGUAAUGUUUGUAGCUAAGGUGACAACGAACAAAAAUUUACAUAAAAAGAUGUAAAUUUUUGUUCGUUGUUAAAAUAACUUUCUGGUCUCGAAACUCACUGUUUUUAUAUUGCAAGCACUUAUCAUUAGGUCAUUUUAUAUCUCCUCACAGACAACCAAAUGCGACUCAGUGUUUCAAAUAAUGCUGACAUCUAUGGAGUUUGAAGGCAAGAUAGCGAUGAGGCGGGUAAGCGAGACGCCUAUUUCAGGCAAAAUACUUUUCAUGCAGUCUUCGUGGUGGUAAUGGUCGCUCAAUCGAUCCUCAAUGUGUAUUCUACUCACCAUUUAAACAUUACGUCAAAUUAGGGCCAAUGGUGGAAAAAAUACGUCUUGAAAGCUCUAGCUAUUUUACCAAGGAAUUAAUUUUCUUAUCAUCGACCUUCAACUCGUGUACAAUGAUAUUAGGGAAAUUAAACACCUGACGUUCUUGGUACCACGGACGCCAGCCGGAAGUAUUUUUGCCGCAUGACAGCCACUGCGCAUGUCAAGACGUUCUUGAGCUGCGCUCACGGACUUCAAAACGCGAGUUCUCUAGUUGAAACCAGAGGUUCAAAUUCUGGGUUCUUCGAAGAGUAUUCGUUAUAGAAAAGUAGAAAUUCUUCGUCUGAAAUCAUGUUUUCUUCGUAUGAAAGAAACAAACCUUAACGCAAAUCUUUGAAAGACAUUUUCGACUGAAUUAUUCUGUCGGCGUUCGUGAUGGUUUCACGUUGUAUUGCCGGUAUGAUUUUCGUGGCGGUGCCAAAGCUAUCCGACAUAGUGUUAACAUAGUUUUAGUGUCGUACUUACAAGGAUUUGUCUUUAUCACCCCAUAAAUUGAACUGUGAUCGCUCGCUCCCAGGCAUAUUUCUCAAACUGUACUGACUAGAGCCUUAUUACAUUUACAACUAAUCAAGUGAAAAGGUUUGACUGUGACUGUGUUUCCACCAGGCGUGUGCAAGUCAAUUGAGAGAUUAUAUUGAGCACAUGGGAAUAACCAUACUGCGUCACUUUAAGGUAGGGCUUUUUUUUUUUUUUAUUAUUAAUCAUUUGAGGAUUACUAAGUCUAAGGGGCCAAUAAAACCUAACGACACACUUUAGAGCUAACAUCUGGUAUUAGAGUGAUAAAGAGUUUGACUGGACAGAGUGCGUUAGCUGUUAUUUUAAAUAACGUGAAGAUUGAUGGAACUUACCCCAGGCUCAAACAGGUUUAGGGUUAGAUUUAGAAUGGUUACGGUAUCAAAAAUUCCAAUUUGAGAUUUGAGUUAAAGGAAGAAUUUGAUAAAGGCCUAAAGCGGAAUAAUGCUUGUGACAUCUCCAUAACUUGCAACUUGCCGCGCCACCAUGCUGCAAUUUGCAUGAUCCGCCCCACUUGCUUGAGAGUUUUUCAUGUUGCAGAAAGUACAUGUCGCCUCCUGGUUUCUCGUGAUAGUAGGACUAAACAAUCAAAACCGUUAAACACCUUUCUGGAAAGUAGAAAGAAGAAAACAUUUCGGGUAAAAACACAGACAGAUUUGCCGUUAUAAGUGCCGCGCGAGAAAACGUUACGCAAAGUUGGAGUGGACAGAGGGCUUAGACGUAAAGGAAUAAUUCUUUUACGGACGUAGAUGUAAUAGUUGUUUCUUUUGGUUUCUCUUUUUUAGCGACUUUUGAGAGUUAUCGUAUCGUACUUGGAAGUAAGCGAUUAUCCCGAGGAAGAAGCCAGGCUAGCCAUUUUAGACGCUUUAAACACCGCAAUACUUUACGCAUGGCCAAGGUAUGACAUAUGACGUCGUUACCUUUUCACUCACAAUUCGCCACUUUAACAACGGCGAGGAAACUGGGCCGAGUUUACUUUCGCGAAGACUUCUGGGACUGACACUAGGGAAAGGAAAAAAAACUGGCCAAACGGAGCUUAAGCAAAGGCGUUUUGAGCGACUCACGUCAACAGGAAGUGAGACGUUUUCUCUCUAACAUGCUUUGGCGCUGCCAAGUUUGAAAUGCCGAGUGUGAUUCUCUCAUACAGACGAUUUGUUUAAAAUUUUGGGCAAAACCACUGCCGAAUUGGCUCUGAGUAAAUAGCCCAUUCGGUCUUCGGCCUCAUGGCCUAUUGACUCUGAGGCCAUGAGGGCGAGAGUAAUAAUUGUUUUAGUAAAAUCCUACUAGUUGGUCAAAAAUAUCGAGAAUAAAAAAGUUUUAGCUAGUUAAAGCUAGACUUUAAUCCUUUUUUGCCGCCAAAAAGCCGGCGCUUUUCGAGCCUAGUAGUAGGUCAACCAAUCACAGCGCAGCAUUGAUAAUAGACCACAAGUUGGAUUUUACUAAUGAAAUAUAUACCUACGCCAUGUUGCCCAACAUAAGCCUCAAAUCAACAAUGAAUUAAAUUGACUGGUCCAAUGAUUUCUGUUUAGGUAUGUUUUCUUGUCGGACAUUAAUGAUUUAGAUUUACGAUACAUUUCCGGACGUUUACAACAAAUUGAACUGUAAACUUUUGUUUUACUAAGUUCUGCAUUUUGUUUUGGACACAAUUUAUUAGUAAAGGGCAGUUUCGUGUCUUACAACGCAUGGUUACUGAACUGAAACGUGCACGCAAUUGCAAACUUGGCUGAUUACUAAGGUGCCGUUUUCUUUGUAGGAUUCCACAACACAGCUCCAUGAUCCUGAAAUCGCUUCUUAAAUUACUUGUUGAUACGACAGAUUCAGCUCCUUAUUUAACAACCCAAGGUUAGCUUAUUACUUUAUACGCUGUUUAUUUACCAGGACAUCUACCAAGAAGGGAAGGUGGAAAAUUUUGGUUGUAUACUUUCAUUUUCUCCUGUGCAGCUUAUUUUGGUUGAAUGAUCUGAUUUAUUAUUCACGAACAGACCUUUCCACUGUUUUCUUAGCUCCUCAAAGUUCGAGAAAUUUUACAGACGUUUGUAUGGUGGGUCAGAAUAUUAAGUAAACGUUUUUAAAAUACUGAAAAUACUGGUCAAUACGUUGUUUGAAUGUAAUGAAUUCUGAUCAUUUGCAAAUCGUCAUUUUAAAUUUGGGCAUCGUUUCGCCAAUAGCUAUGAAUCAUGGCGACUUCGCCGAUUUUUGCCCAGUAUACGAUUAGACGUUGGAGAAGCAUCGAGGACCACUGCAAGUUACGCCGCGUUUUUAUCUUACUUUUUAGGGCGAAACGCAUGCAAAAAGUUUUAAUGUACAAGUAAAAGCUCUGUUUUAUUUUAACGACAGUCAACUCUCUCAUAGCGACCACUUACUGAAAGCAACCACUUUGAAAAUAACCGUUUUGUUUCUCAGUGAAAUACUGUUUCAAAACGUUCUCGUAAGCAGCCACUAAAUAAAUUUCUUAAUGACCGCGACCACUUUUUAAAGCAAAAAUUUGGCAUAUUCUUUUGUUUUCUGUUUCCCGUAAGCGACCAGCCGGCAUGAUCACGUAUGAUUGAAAGAAAACCACUGCUCGAAUGUUACAAAAGUUCCGUUUUUAAAAGUGUUGACCAAGCGUGGCAACAGAUUAAUAGCAUUUGACUUACAAAAAAAGAUGGUUGUAAUACGAUCUCUAGGUAAAAGGGUGUAUUGUAACAUUGAUGCAAAAUGUUAUGUACAAAGUUUCAACAGUUCCAAGCGCUCUUCGAUGUGAAACAUGAUUGCCAGUUGCUUGUUUUUCGCCGAAGGUUUUGCUUGUUAGGUAAUAACUUUAUGCAAGCACAUUAAUCAGUUCAGUUUCAGCCUAUUUUCUUGAUCUCCCGCAGGGGCCCACCUCCUGUAAGCGACCACCUUGUCGUACACCAAGGGUGGUCGCUCACCAGAGAGUUGACUGUAUAUCUUACCCUGCGAGCAGAUCCUUCUCCUGUAUGGCUUUUAGCGUUUAAGAAGACUAUUUAUUUAAUCACUUCCACCAUAUGGUGCGGAACACACAGCAGAGCAAGGCUCCUUGCAGAUAACCCACCCAGCCCAGGAGAGGUUGGCCACACCACAGGGGUCUACGUCCCCUACUCUGUUCGAACAGUGGUGUGGGUUCUUUUACGUCCCGCAAGAACUAGAUAAGUGAAAGUGCUGUGGAACGGGACCUACGGGUUUUCGUCCUUAUCCGAGAAGACUAGAAAAUCUAACCGUUUGCAGAUGUCAUUGCAAAGGCAGCACUUUCCCCUCAGUUAUUUGAAGACCCUGAGUGUUGGUCCGGCCGGGGUUUGAACCCGCGACCUCCCUUUUAGCAGACCGAGACUCUCCCAACUGAGCUAACCAGGUGACCGUUGUUGUUCGGGUUGCAUGUCACAAAGUCGCGUAGGUGGUGUGAUAAACAAACCAACUACGGCGAGUGACAUGCGACGCAAAUGACUUCAUAAACGCUAAAGGCGAUGCACGAGAGAAACCACCCAGUGCUUGCAAGGUAACUACAUGUGAACCCCCCAAGCUCGUUAAAAAGUUCCAGAUGUUGAUUUGUCAUUGUAUUUUUCGACUUCCCAUUUCAGCGUAUCAGCAAUUGAAAGAAAAAACUGCGGAGUGCUUCCUUCUCCUUGUGAGAUGUUGUGGAAAACCAUUCAAGGUAUGCUAAUCAUGACAAAAUAAGCAAGCAAAGAAACAGUGUCCACCUACUGGAAAAAAUUCUCAUACGUUCCCCUUUAACGGUACAAUUGAGGAACUUAACUUGGUUGUUCGUUUAAAUUCCAGCCCUUCCAAAAAAAAUCGCGGUAGACGUUCUGUAUGUAGAAUCUGUAUAUCAACCCUGUUCAAUAAUUUUCUUCACUCUAACCGCGGACAUAAUUUACCUAACAAAAUUUAAAGGAAGGCAGGUUCAGCGUUCGAGCGUUGCCCAUUGUUCGUUUUUUCAACGUUGACACAGUUUGCUGAAUAAAUUAAAACUGUAAUUAUUUCAAGCGUCAAGAAAAAUAGGCCGCGUUUUUGUUUUUACGUCACGACUACACUACUUUGAGUUUGAGUGUUUGUCGUGCUCUAGAAGUGUCUUAAGCUUUAGCUUUUGCCAUGGCUUCUUAGUUUUUCUUCUUGUGAUCUUCAAAGUCCACCUCGAAUGUAGCGUGUUUCCCGUUUUAAACAAUGAACACCAGUCUUUUUUAUUGGAGAGAACGAAAUGUAUAAACUAUAAAAUCCCUAGAAAGAUAUCCUCGCCAUGUUGAGUGACAGAUUGUAAAUGUGUGACGAAUACUACACCUUAUUAUUUUUUGAGUUAUCCGCUUUUUAGUUGUUAUUCUUGAGUGUUGUUUAUGAUGUGAUGGUGUUGGUGGUGGUUCUUUAUUGUUAGAUUUUCUCUAAGCAGUUAUGUCUUGGGCUCACAGUUCUUAACUUUUAACCUGACUUCAGGUUUUACUUUCGUGUUUCUUGUUUUGUUGCGGGAAAGUUGAAAGCGUUACUGAAUAACCUGUUCCAGGCGUUCAGAUAGUAGAGCGCGGGAGAAAAUUAACGAAGAAAGAAAAUUCACAAUUUAACUCGCUCCCCACAAUCUGACCUGACCGCUGCGCUCUAAUACCUGAAUGCCUGGAACAGGCUAUUCAUCACCUCGAGUCAUCUUCAGAAUCUCUCAUCUAAAUGACUAAAGCAGAGGUUGUCGAAACAUCAGUCACUGUCAACAACAAUCCUGUGCAGAAUUACACUCGCCUGAUCAUAUUUCACCUACUUAAAAUAUGACGUUUGGGUUCAAACCAUUCACAGUUGCUCUUCUACUUUUAAUUUACUGUAGGAUCAAUUACAGGAGUUAUCCAAAGGUGUCGGACACAGUGAAGUAGAAGAGUGCGCGGCGAACGCUUUGAAAGACUAUGAAAGUGAAAUGACUGACUCGAUUACUUGCCAAGUUGCAGAUGUCACAUGA
Messenger RNA from Porites lobata, 17875 nucleotides. NCBI's taxonomy places the organism in Eukaryota, Metazoa, Cnidaria, Anthozoa, Scleractinia, Poritidae. The record is from the annotation of a GenBank genome assembly.